Molecule: messenger RNA, 951 nt
Organism: Dermacentor silvarum
Lineage: Eukaryota; Metazoa; Arthropoda; Arachnida; Ixodida; Ixodidae
Exons: 4
Coding region: 22-951 (309 amino acids)
Source: RefSeq, a predicted model, not a curated record
GCAAGCAGAACAGAGCACAUCAUGACAAGCGAAAGUACAAAGGUGAUGAAAGAUAGCUCCACACAAUGGGAAUUGCCGCCAACUGACCAUUCAUACACAAAUAUGAGACAUCCCAUGACCGUGAAAACUAUUUCCUAUCGAACACUGACCAGUGAUGACAUUCUUUUUUACACUGGCAUUCCUGUGGCUGUAUUUGACAAACUCGUGUCAGCACUGAAGACUCAGGACAAGACAGUCUGCAAGGUCUUGACCAUCGAAGACCAGCUGCUAUUGACCCUCAUGAGGCUUAGACUUGGCCUCCUUUGUGGAGAUCUAGCAAGACGAUUCGAGGUCUCAGUCGCUUAUAUUUCUAGAACAUUUUCGAGAGUGCUGGACGACCUGGUGAAGAUCAUGCAAGAAGUUGUUGUAUGGCUGCCCCGCUCAAGGUUGCGGGCAAACAUGCCAGAGAGUUUCAGAAACUGUGAGUACAGUCGUACAACAUGCAUAUUUGACUGCACUGAGGCACUAAUGCAAAGGCCACGGAAACUGAUGGCCAGAUCCCAAAGUUACAGCCAAUACAAGGGUGCAAACACAAUGAAAUUUCUUACCGUCAUAGCACCAAAUGGAUUUAUAAUGUUCGUAUCAGAUGUGUAUGGAGGCAGGGCCUCAGACAAAUACAUUGUAAAGACAUGUGGAGUGGAAGAAUACCUCCUUCCAGGGGACGAGAUAAUGGCAGACCGCGGUUUCAAGCUUGACCCUCAUCUUGAAGUUCAAGGGAUUAAAAUGAACAGGCCUGAAUUCACAAAAGGAAAGGAUCAGCUACCUGAAAGUGAAGUCACCGAAACUAGGCGCAUCGCUUCGCUGCAAAUUCAUGUUGAGCGGGAAAUCAACCGAAUCAAGAGGUUACGCUCCUUCUCGGUUCUGGAUCCUGGCCUUCUGAAUGGCAUCCCUGCACUCCGCUGUACGGGCUGA